This is a messenger RNA of Lactuca virosa, 264 nucleotides long. The record is from the annotation of a GenBank genome assembly. Lineage: Eukaryota; Viridiplantae; Streptophyta; Magnoliopsida; Asterales; Asteraceae.
AUGAUUGAUGAUUUCGAUUUUCGAACUCUGAUGGAUUUGAAUAUGAUUGAUGAUAAAGAAAUUGGAAGGAUUAGAGUGAAGGCGAGCCAGGAAAGCAUCCUGAACUUAUUGGGUGAAGACGAGGAAGCUUUCAAAAUUUCAGGGGCUCCUCUCCUCCGCUUCAUCUACUUCCCGGAUUUGACUUCCCAUCGAUCCGCUAGCAUCGAUUUAGGGAUUAUUGUUCCAGGAAAAGGAGAUUGUGGGUAUUUGGUUGGAAUGGACUGA